This is a messenger RNA of Eutrema salsugineum, 1141 nucleotides long. RefSeq lists its product as uncharacterized. The transcript has 4 exons. The coding region runs from base 68 to 946 and encodes 292 amino acids. NCBI's taxonomy places the organism in Eukaryota, Viridiplantae, Streptophyta, Magnoliopsida, Brassicales, Brassicaceae. The record is from RefSeq and is a predicted model, not a curated record.
AUCUUAAUCGAUCGCAAUUCGCAACCAUCUCAGUUUCCAAAUCUCCGAGAUCGAGAGAAUAUUCGCCAUGGGAGGAGGAAGAGUCAUGACGACGGCAGCGAAGGUGGCCGGGAUCGGAGUCGGCAAAGCAGGAUUCAGGGGAGGAUUCGGGUUCCCGGCGGCGGUGGCGCCUCCGGCAAAUGAUCAGUUUGUGGUCAGAAACGCCGUCGGAACUAAACCGGUUUCGGCCUCGAUUUCGACGGUGGUUCAAACUUCCGCCGAGGAAGACGCGAUGAACAUGCAUAAACCGGUUUGGGACGAUUGGGAAUUCGCCGAAGAGGAGCCGACGAUUCCUAGGGUUGUUUUCAGCAAACCUCCUAGUCUCCAGGAGGCUAAAGAAGCCACCGAAGAUUUGAAAGAAGCAAUCAAUUUGGUGUAUAUUGAAGGGUCAAAUGAAGGUGGUUCUGUUUCGAAAAUGCUCUCAAGUUUCCAAGCUUCUGAGAACAGAGCUGUUGAAUCAGCUGUUCCACAGGUUGCUCUUCAGGCUUUUGCUUUUCUCAGUGAAAACGCAGCUGCGCAGUCUGUUGUUGCUUCCAUUGCGUCUGACCCAAAGGUGUGGGAUGCUGUAAUGGAAAACAAGGACCUAAUGAAAUUUCUUGAGACCAACAACACCGUUGGUUCGUCUCAGGUUGAGACUGACAAUGACGAGAAAUCUGAGGAUUCGAGCACGACUGAGAGUGAAGACAGUGAAGCAAAGCCAAUCGAACUGUUGGAGAUUCUGCGAGACAUGAAGCUAAAAGCUCUUCGAUUGAUGGAAAAUGUGUCUUCUUACUUUGGGGGUUUGUUCCGGUCAGAAUCUUUUACAGAGGAUGGAAAAGAGAAGAAGCAGACGCUUUACAACGACCCUCGUUCUCUGUUUGGAUUAGCUGUUUGCGUCAUCUUCAUGGUAGUUCUGAAACGUGCUUAAAUUCCCAGUUUUUAUAAAUUUGCCGAUACAGCAAAGACCAAAACAACUACUGUGUACUUCGUUAUCGUUUAAGCUACUUCGUUCUAGUUUAAGCUUUUUUCUUCUUCUUUUUUUCUUUUUGGUUUGGGAUGAUUUGGAACUAUCUUGGAUCUUUCCAUUAUUAUAAAUAAAAAGAUCCAUCCUUUUGGUUGUUUU